AUGUAUUCAACGGGUAAGCCCUCUGUUGCAGCAGAUGAGUCAUCUGGUGCAGCAGAUGACGCAUCAGUUGCAAUAAAUGACUUAUCUGUUGGGAGAAACUUCUGGUUCAGUCCCAGCUUGACAUGGUACUGUAAUAUGUAUCCAACAGGUAAUCUAUCUGUUGCAAUAGAUGAAUUACCUGUUGGGUCUUUAUUAAAUAUGGAAGGAAACAUGACAGAGGAAAACAAGAAGAAUCUUGAGUUUAUUGAAGAGGUGACUAGAAAUGUUGAUGAGGUACAAAAGAGAGUUCUUAAUGAAAUCCUCCCUCGAAAUGCCAACGUAGAGUACUUGCAACGCCUUAAUCUCAAUGGUCACACUGAUAGAGAGACAUUCAAGAAAGUCGUGCCUAUCAUCACCUACGAAGAUAUUCAGUCCGAUAUCAACCGUAUAGCCAAUGGCAAUAGAUCUCCAAUCCUAUGCUCCCAGCUCAAAUCUGAAUUCUUUACAAGUUCUGGGAUGUCGGGAAGGGAGAGAAAAUUGAUACCAACAACAGAGGAAGAGAACGGGAGGAGACAUCAACUUUACGGCCUUAUGAUGUCUGUGGUGUGCCAAUUUUUUCUAGAUUUGGGAAUUGGCAAAGGAAUGUAUUUCAUGUUCAUAAAGUCUGAAGCCAAGACCCCCGGAGGAUUAUUAGCUCGUCCUAUUUUAACUAGUGUCUACAAGAGCAGUCAUUUCAAAAAUAGCACGCCCUAUACGAGUCCAAUUAAAGCCAUUCUCUGCCUAGACUCUUACGAAAGCAUGUACUCCCAAAUGCUUUGUAGCCUCUGCCAAAACAGAGAAGUCGUCCGUGUUGGCUCUAUUUUUGCAUCCGCCUUCAUCCGUGCUAUGCGAUUCUUGGAGGAUCACUGGUCUCUACUAUGUAACGAUAUCCGAACAUGA
Molecule: messenger RNA, 918 nt
Organism: Solanum stenotomum
Lineage: Eukaryota; Viridiplantae; Streptophyta; Magnoliopsida; Solanales; Solanaceae
Product: indole-3-acetic acid-amido synthetase GH3.6-like
Exons: 4
Coding region: 1-918 (305 amino acids)
Cellular component (GO): cytoplasm
Molecular function (GO): indole-3-acetic acid amido synthetase activity
Source: RefSeq, a predicted model, not a curated record